Molecule: messenger RNA, 1934 nt
Organism: Achroia grisella
Lineage: Eukaryota; Metazoa; Arthropoda; Insecta; Lepidoptera; Pyralidae
Product: beta-1,3-galactosyltransferase 5-like
Exons: 2
Coding region: 259-1353 (364 amino acids)
Cellular component (GO): membrane
Molecular function (GO): hexosyltransferase activity
Source: RefSeq, a predicted model, not a curated record
UAAUGUCAUUGCGUGUCUUUACGGUGUGCGUUGAUCGCGAUUGAUUCGCCUUCCUAAAUUGGUGUCGAGUGCCUGUAAACAAAGAAAUUAGGGGAACAGCCAACAGGUGAUGUGAGGGAAUUAUAACGCCGGCGGCUCCUCACGCUGCCUCAGCAAACAUUCAGAAUCUCAGCAGCCUUCGUAUCCUGUGAACGCAGCCCUGCAACCCACACCAGUUUGGACACGUUAUGGUGUGUGAGAUAGUGAGGUGAGGGCGCGAUGGGCGCGGUGCGGCGCUCGCACGUCGCCGCGCUGGGCGCGGUGGCGGCCCUGCUGCUGCUGCUGCUGGCGCGCCUGCCCCCCCCUCCCGCCGCCCCCGCGCCGCGCCCCGCGCCCGCCGCCACCUCCCCCGCGCCGCCCCCCACCACCAACCGCACCGCGCCCCCCCCGCCGCCGCCGGCGCCUCUCGCGCAGUCGCCGCCCCCGUCCCCCAAGCCGCCCCCGCCCCCGCCCCCGCCGCCCAAACCCCAGCCGGCCGGCCCCCACCCCGUCAUGACCAAGGAGGUGUACGCGGCCGGCCACGAGAAGCCGCAUCCUGAACUCUGUCCCGCCCUCGGCGCGAGACUCAAGCUCAUGAUUCUGGUGACGUCGGCUCCGUCGAACGCGUCGGCUCGCGACGCAGUCCGACUGACGUGGGGGCACUACACGGCGCGGGUGGACGUCUCGAUGGCCUUCGUGCUCGGCAUGCCGCCCGACUCCUUGAAGGCGGCGGUGGACGCCGAGGACGCCCUCUAUGGCGACAUCAUAGUCGGCCGAUUCGUGGAUUCUUACUCGAAUCUCACACUCAAAACUUUGUCGAUGCUCGAAUGGAUCGACACCUACUGUCCCCGAGUGCCGAAAAUCCUCAAAACGGACGACGACAUGUUCAUAAAUGUCCCGAGACUCCUGCAAUUCGCUUCAGCGCCGUCUCGAGUUAACGCUACCAAAACUAUCUGGGGAAAAGUGGUCAAGAAGUCACUGCCGAAGCGGACGACUCGGUCCAAGUACUACGUCUCGCCCGUGCAGUUUCCGGGGAAGGUGUUCCCGGAUUUCGCGACGGGGCCGGCCUACCUGAUCACCGCUGAUGCGAUAGGACCGCUCCUAGCCGCCGCAUCUUCGGAGCGGUACAUCCGUCUGGAAGACGUGUUCGUCACAGGCGUGCUAGCGAACAAGUUGGGUAUAAAACGGCAGCACGCCCCCGAGUUUUACAACAAGAAGGUGGCUGCCCACCCCUGCGCCGUGCAGAGAGGCGUAGCGAUACACAUGGUAAGGUAUCAUGAGCAAUUUGACCUCUGGCGGAAACUGUUAGAUGGGAAGACGAAAUGCGCCAGCUAGUGAUAGUUUGCCGAAUAUCUUUAUGGAACAAUAUUACUUUUAAUGCAGAUAGACUAUGCCAGGUUCCUUGUGCUAUGUCAGUUUUGUACAUGGCACUUCCCAGGCAGAGUAUGGACAGGGGUGAUACAAUCAGUAUGAGGAUGUCUACUACUACCUAUCACUGUUUAAACCUUUUAAUGUACUUGGAACAGCAAUAAGCUAUCUACUUGAUGAGAAGUAGGAAAUGUCGCCUAUAUACAUAAAGAUCGCUACAGACAUCACGUUAUCAUGUGAUACCACUGCGUUGCUAUUCUGGAGUGUCUUGAAGUCUAUAUACCCUGUAGUAACCUAAACUCACCCGUCAAUCGAAUACAGUUUAAGAAACAAGAUGCUUUGACACAGAAACGAUGGAUCUAACACAGAACUGUCAAAAUUCUGCCUCUGUCCUGCAGAUGUAUAGCGUACCCUGUGCACUAGCUAGUGCCAUAUACAAAGUUGAGACUAUAGAUUUAUUAGUCGCACUAUAUAGGUAUAAGCUAAGAUGUACUCAUUAAAAACACUCUGUGACACUUUGGCUCUCUGUUUCCUGCAUAUUAAGCUUA